AUGCCCGUCUCCCAUCUGACCUUGACCGUCUCGCACCUUCCCACCUCUACUUCGUUCUUCCUCUCUUGCCUUCAGCCCCUCGGAUACCAAUUCAUUGGUCGUCAUGACGACUUCAUCGGAUUUGGACAGAAGCAGGGUGAACCGGCGGACUUUUGGAUCACCGAGAAAAAGCCUGGUGUUCUUCCCAGUGCCGCCCAUGUAGCAUUUCCUGCACCGUCCAAGGACGCUGUGACCGCAUUCUUCCACUCGGCGAUUCAAGCUGGUGGACAAUAUCAUGGCGAGCCGCGAACCCGCGACUCUCAGACUGGAUAUUAUAGUGCUGCGGUCAUCGACUUUGACGGAAAUAGCAUCGAGGCAGUCUACCGACCCGAAGCCGCCGCCGCCUCAGUCGCGGCUUCGAUGGCCGGCGGUCCAACGAUCGGUCUGCUCGAGAAUGGCUCCGCCGCGUCCAAGGCAGGUUCUGUCGUGUCCAAGGCGGGAUCCGUCGCGUCCAAGGCACCGACCAUCAAAUCGCGUGCAAUAUCGAAACCACCGACUGUGAUCGAAAGAAGCGUGUCGGCUCCGUCUGUCGUAUCUGUGAAAUCGACCGGGUCGGCUCUGGCUUACGGCGCACCACCACCACCCCCGGCAGCAGCCCCCGCUCAAAAGGUCGAUGAUGGUAGCAAAGUCGCCAAAACGAUCAUCGGCACACUGAUCGGAGCUGCAGCUGGUGCAGCCGUUGCGUAUGCGAUGGUUCGAGGCGAAAAUGAGUCCAAGGACUCUGAAACGAAAGAGGCAUCAGUGCCUCCCAAUCUGCACCAGUACGCUCCCAACCUGCUGCAAUUGAUGGCCCCUCCCUCACAGGUUUCAGAGGCAAGAUCGCAAGGAGAAGACGCGCCCCGGGCCAUUGAAGCUCCUCCUGCGCGCAGCGUCUACACGUCCGCGUCCGCUGCUCGAUCGACGGCGUCCCGAAGCGUCAUGUCCAAGAAUCCCUGGGCCAGCACUGUCUAUGAGGCCACUGAAUACUAUCAAGAUGACAGAGGUCGCCGUGCCUCAGACGGGGGCAGUGUCUACUCGAUCCCGGAGGAUGCGCCUCUCCGUGCGAUUGAGUACCCUCCACGCAGCCACGCCUCCCAACAACGCUAUCCAUGCAACCCCAGUACCUUCAUCAGCAGUUACGCAGCGGACAAGCCCCGCGCAGGCAGUGUGCAUUCAUCUGCCUCGACCAUCAAGACAUCCGCCUCCCAUCGCCGCCAUAGUACCGAUGACGGCUACUCGGAGCACACGCGGACCGUCUAUCGUGCGUCCUCCUCCCACAGUGUGCACACCGUAAAGUCCCAUGCGCCGUCCAAAGCCGACGGCGGUGCAGAACCCGCCGCCGGUGCCAGCAGCACGGUAUCCUCAUCUCGCUCUGCGCGUAAUGUCCCCUUGCCCGCUAGUUCCUCGGGUACCUUCUACAGCGCCGCACCCAGCCAAGCCGGAAAGUCAGCCGUGUCCGCUCGCAACGUUCCACUCCCAGCUGGCUCCUCGGUCAACUCCUUUUACAGUCCCGCCGCCAGUCAAGCGCCGCGAUCGCACAUUUCCGCACGCCAUGUGCUUUUGCCCGAGAGUGUGAUUGACGUGGAUGUUGAUUCCAACGUCACUCCGGACGAUUCCAUCAGUCAGGUCGGCGGCAGUCGGUCAGGCCGAUCAAGUCACUCUCACCACACCAAACACUCGAAGCAUUCGAAGCAGUCAAAGCACGCCCAUUCUCACGUGUCAGGACAUUCGUCCAAAUCCAGGAUGGAUGAGCCUGUGAGACCAGCAGACAGUGUCAGCCAAGUUUCCAGAGCGUCGCACCGUACGAUGAAGGCGGGUGGCUCAAAGGUUGAGAGUCGACGUGGUACCGAAGUCAUGGUCUGA
Molecule: messenger RNA, 1881 nt
Organism: Penicillium oxalicum
Lineage: Eukaryota; Fungi; Ascomycota; Eurotiomycetes; Eurotiales; Aspergillaceae
Product: VOC family protein
Exons: 2
Coding region: 1-1881 (626 amino acids)
Source: RefSeq, a predicted model, not a curated record